Molecule: messenger RNA, 1012 nt
Organism: Bicyclus anynana (squinting bush brown)
Lineage: Eukaryota; Metazoa; Arthropoda; Insecta; Lepidoptera; Nymphalidae
Exons: 7
Coding region: 34-900 (288 amino acids)
Biological process (GO): sodium ion transmembrane transport
Cellular component (GO): membrane
Molecular function (GO): ligand-gated sodium channel activity
Source: RefSeq, a predicted model, not a curated record
AGUAAUAUAACUAAACAUUUUGUGUGGACAAUAAUGCAGUCUGCUUUAGAUACUUUAGAUUUUAUGGAUUUAAAUCAUCCCAACGAGUUACAGCUUCCCGAACCAAAAAACUACGCAAAAGUGGCUGCCGAUAUGUUCCGAAUCUUCCAUAAAGAUAUGCUAGCCAGUAAAGCAAACAGAACAAUUUCAAUAGAUAUCUCAAUGAACGAGAUAGGAAUAUGCCACGUCAUAAAUUCCAAUGUUGCUGCAUUCGACGAGCCUUAUAGCUGGAAUGCAGACUUCGCAACCAAAAAUUACGUCAAAAAAAAUAUGGAGCUCUCUAUUUUUGAAGUAGAUCUUUUUACCUUGAUAACAGAUUAUGCACCCGUUUACAAGGUAUAUAUCCAUGGUCCUGACGAAGUCCCGUUGACUGGCUCCUCGUUCAAUUACGAUGUCGAAGGUUUCAUGUCCUUUGGUUUGUCUGUAAGGAGUACCAGAAUUUCGGAUGAACUGCGUUACCAGUCACUAAGAUUGCGUAAAUGCCGAUUCACUCAUGAACCUAUAAGCGAGAGAUAUCCAGUCUAUUCUUAUAAUCACUGCAUACUGGAGUGUAGAAUCAAAAUGAUUCUGAGGCUAUGUGGAUGUGUGCCUCAUUUCUACAAACCAUUAGAUAAUGAACGUGUAUGUUACAUUUCUGAGCUAAGCUGUGUAUUGAAAUACAAAACUGAAAUAACAACAUUGAAAACAUCAGAACAAACAUACAAACAAUUCGCCAGCACCAAAGACCUGCCCAAGACAUCACGAGACUGCGGUUGUCUGAACGAUUGUGAAUUUGAUACGUAUUACAAGGACAAUGAAGAAUUUGUACCGCAAAAGGGAAUAAACAAACUAAAAAUUAAAAUCACUUCAUUUCCAAAGUGAGGAGUGGGGGUGUAAUGAAUCUGUGCAUCGGCAGUUCAAUAAUUUCUUUAGUUGAAUUACUAGUUGUAAUAAUUAAGUGUGUAUUUUAUAUUCUAGUAAAAGUAGUUCGAUU